Danio aesculapii is the source of this 3354-nucleotide messenger RNA. It is a transcript of the gene klf6a, whose product is annotated as Kruppel like factor 6a. Lineage: Eukaryota; Metazoa; Chordata; Actinopteri; Cypriniformes; Danionidae. Gene Ontology annotation, biological process: regulation of transcription by RNA polymerase II. The transcript is spliced from 4 exons. Bases 234 to 1085 code for a protein of 283 amino acids. The record is from RefSeq and is a predicted model, not a curated record. Gene Ontology annotation, molecular function: RNA polymerase II cis-regulatory region sequence-specific DNA binding; DNA-binding transcription factor activity, RNA polymerase II-specific.
GGUUUGAACAGGGGAAGUUGACAGAGCGCAGCGCUGUGCGUGAGUUCAGUGUUUGCAAAUAUAGAGAGAUCUCAACAGACGGACUAGCGGACUCCGAGCAAAGCGACGGCUGCACCGCGUUGCUAUUGCACGAAGAGGACGCUUGCUGUGUUUGCUUGUCACACUUUAUCUUGAUUCAGCAAGAUACACAUAUCUAUUUUUUUGGUCUUUAUUGCCUGAUACUCGGGAUUGCAAUGGAUGUUCUACCAAUGUGCAGCAUUUUUCAGGAACUUCAGAUCGUUCACGACACUGGCUAUUUCUCUGCAUUGCCAUCGCUUGAAGAAUACUGGCAACAGACAUGUCUGGAGCUGGAGAGAUAUUUGCAGAGCGAGCCGUACGUCUCUGCGUCUGACCUCAAGUUUGAGGGCCAGGAGGAUCUUUGGAGCAAGCUCAUCUUGGCUUGUGGAGAUAAGGGCGACGGGAACGGCAGCAUUCCCAGCGUCAAGGAGGACGACAAUCAGGACUGCCAAAUAUUGGAAACCAACAGCAUGAAUUCGGAUGCCAGCAGCGAGGCGUCUGACAGCUCGGAGGAGCUCUCUCCCACUCACAUCUUUACCUCCAACCCGCUGGGCUCAGUUCUAACAGAGUCAGCACAUCACUUGAGUUCCUCUAUCAUCAGCACGCCUCCGUCCUCCCCAGAAAUGCCCCAAGAGCCCGGCGUCCCGCAGGUGUGGGGCUCCACACAGACUGACUUGCACAUCCCAGUGAAGAUCAGGCAAAAUGGGCUGGGGAAGGCCUUGGAUAAGACUACCACUGGUGGGGAUGCGUCUCCAGAUGGCAGGAGGAGAGUGCACAGGUGUCAUUUCAACGGCUGCCGGAAGGUUUACACAAAAAGUUCUCACUUAAAAGCACAUCAGCGGACUCACACAGGUGAGAAGCCGUACAGGUGUUCAUGGGAAGGCUGCGAGUGGCGCUUUGCGAGGAGCGAUGAGCUAACCCGACACUUCAGGAAGCACACUGGUGCAAAGCCAUUUAAAUGCAGUCACUGUGACAGGUGUUUCUCCAGGUCGGACCACCUGGCCCUGCACAUGAAGAGGCACCUUUGAGCGGGCCGUAGCUUCACGCUGGGGAUAUGUUGUGUCCUGACCAGCUUCCUGGUUGACCUGGCCCUGCAAAGAAAUGAGGGGAGCGUGUUCCAGCCAAAGCAUGCCAUUUUGCACCAUAUCCUGUGCCUCCGUGAGCCCCGGGAUAAAGGCGGACUGACUGGUUGUUGAAAUGAACAAAAUAAAAAAGGAAGGGACAAAAUCAAGUAAUGAAGAACCGAAGACGGGAUGAUUUAUUUAAAAAAAUGUAAAACAAAAAACAAAAAACAGAGCGAGUGAAUGGUGUGUUGUAUGGUGCAUGAUGUUUCGGGACAACUCCCCGGACUAUACACUGGUACUUUUUAAAUCGAAUCCUAACGAAAGCCUGUUUGACGUGAGCGGAUGAAUGUCCCGUGUGGCGAAGGGUGGGAGGGGGGUACCAGUGUAUCGCUGUGGGCUGAAUGGUGUCGGGAAACAAGUUCCGUUUUUGUUUCCACAUGGUAUGCAAGGAAGCCGUGAGACUGAGGACUCCUGCCAGACGCCCCUGGGCUCUGUGUCACAAGAAUUCCAAGGGGGGGCCCAAGCGGCCAGGGUUUCACCCCAUUUAAAAAGGGGGAGGCGGAAACUCGGUCCUGAAUGAAAGUGGCUUUUUUGGUGUUCGGUGCAGCUACUAAAUGUGCAAUGUGUUCGGUAGCUUGUUAUUUUGACAGGCUACAAAAGCUCAUUUGUAGUCCGUUGUAUAAGCUGUGUGCUUAGAAGAUGUAACACAAUUAUAACUUCACUAUCAUAAACAGGUGUUGCAUGGUAUUGGGGUUUGUUUCUUUUAUUUUUUUUUUCUUUUGUAAUUGGGACUGCAAAUAGAUUCCAAUAAAGCGCAGCUAAAUACAAUUGGUUAGAUGUUACAAUAUUGUACAUAAAUGCAUUGAUCAUUCUUCACUCUAAAUUCCCACCCCGUUUCUUUCCAAUGUGGGGGGGGGGACCACUUGAUACAUACAAGACUUCAUCUUGAGGACUAAAUUCUCUCUUUCUAUCUCCAUUUGACCUGUUGUUAAUGCACUGUUGACCUUAAUGGUGCCUUAUGCAAGUGACCUUUCCAUUUGGGUGGUCGCAAAAUGUCUUUUAAAAACAAAACAAGCUUUAUUAAGGCUCUGUUUCACCUGAACGUGCACCUUUUCCCAUUUUUGAGGCCACUGUAAGCAAGCCCUUGUAGAUACGUAAUAUAUUGUGGUUUGUGAGCAUGCGAUUAUCAUUCUUUUACUCUCACAUUUCUCAACUCUGCAAUGUAGAGCACUUAGGGGUUUGGUAUCUACCGAGCGACCUUUCUGAAUACGCUUUUGGACGCAAGAUAUUUAUCUGUGUAGGUGUGUGUGUGUGUAAGCUCUUUAAGUGCAAAAACAGGCUGUUGUAUAACACAAGGCUUGUGGAAUGCCAACCCCCUCGACCCCCGUCCCCUGUAACCAAGAAUGAAGAAAAAAAGCCUAAAGAUUUAUUGUAAUUAACAAGCUCCAGUCAGACAGGCCUUGCCUUGUACUGCCUCUCUGUAAUGAAUUGCUGAAGGCCCUGCCUGCUACAGACUGCUGACUCUGGCAGUUCGAUAUUGACCUGUCUGGAUGCCGUUGUUUUAGUCCAGCGACAGUAUUGUGGAAACAGUGCACAGCCAUCCAGAAAGAUAAAGAUAUAUCGCUUCUCUCUUCAACAUUUUACAAUGGAAGUCGAACGGCGCAUCUGUUUGGCUGUGCGCGUUUCUUUUGCAAUCUGAAUGGUAAACUCUCUAAUGUUUUCAGGGACCAAACGAUUGACUUAAAGUUAUUGUACAUAGUUCUGUGCUUGAAUUAUUUGCGCUUUUAUUUAGCGCCGAUGGAGGUUUGACACUGUUGCAUGCCGAGCAGCUACGUGGAAACAGAUUGUUUGAAAAGUAACUUGAAGCAGCUUGUGCUGCCAUUUUAAUCAGACCAGCCAGGGUUUUGUAGGCAAAGAACAUUGUCUUUCCAACAGUGGCCGAUAUUAGUCAAGUGGUAACGGAGCCUUAAUCAAGUUUCCCAUUUGCUUGCUUCAACCAACACUUUCUAUCACAUAUCUUUUCUCUCAUGAGCCCCUCUUGUCUAGAGAAUAUUUGUACAAAAGAAUAAAAAAAACUGAAAAGUUAGAAAAAAAAAAAAACACAUUUUCUAAGAUUUUUAUUUGUUUUUGCUUUAUAUGAAUUUUAUUUGAAAUUGUUUUGCAAAAUUGUUAUAUUUCUGUAUGAAUGUAUUUUUUAUUGGAAUAAUAAGAAAUUCUUAUCGGAAAAACGAAA